This is a messenger RNA of Cryptomeria japonica (Japanese cedar), 1781 nucleotides long. RefSeq names its product protein PHLOEM PROTEIN 2-LIKE A10. NCBI's taxonomy places the organism in Eukaryota, Viridiplantae, Streptophyta, Pinopsida, Cupressales, Cupressaceae. The record is from RefSeq and is a predicted model, not a curated record. Bases 269 to 1639 code for a protein of 456 amino acids. The transcript has a single exon.
UUAGUAUAUUGAUGUGGCGUAGGGAAUUCCAAAUGCCCGUUUAUUUUUCGUUCAAGCAAAGGAGAAUCCUAAUGACUUUAUGUGCAUCGCCUAAUUCCGUUAAGAAUUCUAUUUUAUCUUUGACUAAAGGUUGGAUCAGAACCAUUUAUGCCACCCAAUCAAACGAAAUUUUUUAGCGUCUAAAUUCAACAAAAUAUAAAAGCUUUGCAGGGAAAGGGGAAAACCCUUUGCAAUUGAGGAAGCAGUGCAGACAGUGGUCACCUCUAAAAUGAAUCAAAUGUUAAAAAAGCGGAGAAAUCUGUUUCUGCGCUUAAACGAACGAAGAAUUCUUUUAUUGGGAAUAGCAGCAAUAGCAGGCACAGGAUAUGGCGUCUACAGACUAUACAAAUCUCCUUCAGUUGCCAGAAAAAAAUACCAAUUGGUCCGUUUUCUGACGUCUGUGGUGACGAUUACGGAAGCCGCCUCCUCUUCUGCAGGAACCCUAAUGAUGGUAUCCGAGGAUCUGAAGGCAUUUUUGCAAUCAGAUGUAGACGAAAUUCCCAACAGUUUAAAGCAACUGCUGAAGAUUGCUCAGAGUCCUGAAUUUAAGCAAGCUAUAACGGGGGUUUCGAGCGCCAUGACUGCCGGAAUAUUCCAGGGUUCUCAACAAAAUAACCAGGAUGAUCAGAAUGCUGGAGUUGCGGAGCAAAUUAUGGACAAGCUAUUCGAACCUGCAGGUACUGGCUUUGCUUCCGUUGUUGUUGGAAGUUUUGCUCGGAAUUUGAUUUUGGCAUUUCUAGAUCGUUCUGCCAAUAGUUCUGUAAGGGAAAAUGCUGAAUUAAACCCCAAUUCGAGAGCUGGAGAUUCGAAUACAGGGCCUGAUUCGGGGUUUCUUGACGUAAUUUGCAGCAACAAGUGUAGGGCUUUGAUUGGGGAGUGUGUUCAGCGUUUUGUGAGUACGGCUGUGAAUGUGUAUUUGGAUAAAACUAUGCAUAUAAAUACUUAUGAAGACAUUUGUACCGCGGUGACUAAUCCUUCCCAUCGGGACCAAUUAAAGGGUUUUUUUACGUCUGUCUGUAAUGGAGCUGUUGAAACCCUUGUUAGGACUUCGCAUGAAGUUUUGACCAAUCAGAAGUUACCAGCGCAGGCACAGUUGCCUGCAGUUUCUUCCUCUGGAAGAGUUGCAAUUGGAUCUUCGGAGGAAGGGAAUAUUAAGGCAGAUCAAAUAAUUGAACAGACUGAGAAAGUCUUUGGGCCCUUGAUUCGGCGCAGUUUAUCUGGGUCUCAAGUCAUCCAGCUGAGUGCGGUCGACCGACAACCUAUUCAUGUGGAAACCAAUAGAUUAGAUUCUGGAUUUGCAAAUGAUAAUUGGAUUGAUAAGAUUUCAUAUACCCUAGCCAUCCCCAGCAAUAGGAGACUUUUCCUUGAUGUGAGUGGCCGAAUGACGUUUGAGGUUGUGCGAUCUUUCUUUGAUUUUACGCUCUGUAAGUUUUCUGAAUUCUUUACAAGAACUCUACCUAAUGCCAGCCAUGAAGCUGUGGAUAAAACAUUGAAUGUGAUGAGGUAUGUUGGCGCCAAAUCAAUUGUUAUAGUUACUCUAUGUCUUGCAAUCUGUUUGCAUAUUCUAACCGGUGUAAGAUUCUUGCAAGUUGAACAAUAGCUUGGUGGUUGGGUUUAUGAAUUUGUAUUUCGGAGCGCCGAAGAGCAUCUUCAUGUAUAUUGCCAAAAAUCUGGCAAGGGAACCGAACUUGUUGGAUUUCUCUAUUGUUCAAUUAGUAAAGAAGGGCAGCUUUUCUCUUGUA